Molecule: messenger RNA, 1993 nt
Organism: Vigna angularis (adzuki bean)
Lineage: Eukaryota; Viridiplantae; Streptophyta; Magnoliopsida; Fabales; Fabaceae
Product: B3 domain-containing protein At2g36080
Exons: 2
Coding region: 714-1643 (309 amino acids)
Molecular function (GO): DNA binding; DNA-binding transcription factor activity
Source: RefSeq, a predicted model, not a curated record
UGAAAAAUGGUGUGGAGUUAAAGUGUUGAGAAUGAAAGAAAGAAAGAAAGAAAGAAAUUAUGAUGAGUGGUGAGGGUUGGGAGAAAGGGUCCCAUCACUUGAUUUGUAAGCCAAAUUACUAACAUGGGAUGUCCCUAAUUACACCAAAUUAUUCACCUGUACUCUGCAAUCUCUCUCUCUCUCAUCCUCACAAACAUACAUGUUCGGUCCAAUUCAGUAAUUAUUUCAUUUUAAAAAUCUCACCGUGUCUCACUUACAACACAUACAAUACAACUCUGCGAUCUAAUCACACACACUUUCAUUAUCAUUCCAUUUAACAGAACAGAAAAAGCAACCAUCCUAAUAAUACCACCAAGUUCACACGGAAACAAAUAAAAUAAAAAAACGUUAAUUUAAAAAGAAACCGAAAAAAAACAUCGAAAUUCGAAACACCCAAAAUAAGACUUUGUCUUUUUAUUAUUUUUCUUCUUCUUCAUAUAGUAACGCACUUGGCACAUUACAUAACCUUAAAGUACUCUGUACUCUCUCUCUCUCUCUCUCUCUCUCUCUCUCUCUCUCACUCUCUCUCUCAUUGUCAUAUCUUUGCUAGGUCCAUCAAACAGGCAGUGAUUCCCCCAGCUUCCACAUCAAAUGAACCCAUAAUCAUUAUCAUCAUCACACGCCCCUUCUCUUCUCUUCUUCCUUCUUUCUCUCUCUAUUUACAGCAGCUCUCAAUGUCGAUAAACCACUACUCACCAGAAGCCAGACUAUACUGGACCGACCAACAACAAGCCUCAACGUGGCUCGGAAACUCUCACACUCCUCGUUUCAACCUGAAUGACAACCAGGAGGAGGUGGACGAGGAGGACGAGGAGGUGAUGGAGAAAGCUACUGCUGCUGGUGCUGGUGGGGAGGCGGCGGCGGAAGAGGAGGAGAAGGAAGCGAUGUUCGAGAAGCCGCUGACGCCGAGCGACGUGGGAAAGCUGAACCGGUUGGUGAUCCCAAAACAACACGCGGAGAAGCACUUCCCGCUGGAGUCGUCGUCAUCGUCGUCGUGCGGUGACAGCGCGAAGGGCGUGUUACUGAGUUUCGAGGACGAGUCCGGGAAGUGCUGGCGUUUCCGUUACUCUUAUUGGAACAGUAGCCAGAGUUACGUUUUGACCAAAGGAUGGAGCCGUUACGUGAAGGACAAACGCCUCCACGCUGGCGACGUUGUUUUCUUCCACAGACACCGUACCCAUCCUCAACGCUUCUUCAUCAACUCCUCCCGCCGCCAAGCCAACCCCCCCGCUCACGUUACCACCACCGCAACACCCUCCUUCUACUCUGCGCACCCUUAUCCUGCGCAUCAGCUCCCUUUCCCAUACCAACCUCAGUCCCUUCAUGCACCACCAGGUGGAGGGUCCCAAGGACAGAACCAAACGACACCGGGAGGGAACAGUUCAGGUGGCAGGGUGCUGAGGCUGUUUGGGGUGAACAUGGAAUGCCAACCUGAUAAGGAUUCCCAAAACUCCACGCCACUAUCCUCUUACACUCUCUCCUCAACAACAACAACAACACUUUCCCACCACCACCUCUUACACCCUCAUACUACUACCCCUUUUUCUUCUUCUUCCUCCUCCUCCAACCCUCACCAUCACCACAUGCUACGUCAACAACCGUAAUAAUACAAUUACAAUCACCUUUAAUUCUCUCUCUCUCUCUCUCUCUCUCUCUCUCUCUCUGCCCUUAAUUACUUUUAGUCAAUCAUCCUGCCAUUAACAUCAACCCCUCUUUAUUCUAAGUAUAUUUAGGUUGACGUUCAAGAUUGUAGACGAUCUUUCUUGUCUUGAAUUAGGGAGAUGCAUGCAAAUGGAAAUGCCUUUGUAUUCGUUUUACCGGAUCUUCUUGUUCCCUCUCACUCCAGCAUAUUUAUUUUAUUAUAAACCAAGCUGUGAAUGCCAGAUGGAUCGUCCAACAUCUUUUCCAUCAACUUUCCCUCUUAUUAUUAUAUAUACUAUAUACAUUCGCACAC